GCCGCCGGCGCCGGCACCGCCGCGCAGCGAUCGGGCCGCGGCGGCUCAGAGCGCGGCUGCGGCGGGCGCGGGCGGCGGCGGCUCCCUCCCUCCCGUCCGUCCUGGGAUCUUCGCCUGCGCGCCUACCUGCGAGGGGACAGCACGCGCUCUGGCCCGCAGCGGGGGCGGGGACGCCAGGCCCGCGGCCCCGCCAACCCCAAGAUGAGGAAGCUGAGGCUCAGAAAAGGAAAGUGAUAAACUACCUACACAAAACUAGGUGAUCGCGGUGCACUAAACAGGUGGUCGGCCCCAGGCCCAUGCCGUGAGGCCGAGAGGCACUCGCUGCCAGCAUGCCGUGGGACGCGCGGCGGCCCGGGAGCGGCGCGGACGGCGGGCCCGAGGGCGCGGGCGCAGCGCGCUCGCGGGCGCAGAAGCAGUGCCGCAAGUCGUCGUUCGCCUUCUACCAGGCAGUGCGCGACCUGCUGCCGGUGUGGCUGCUGGAGGACAUGCGCGCCAGCGAGGCCUUCCACUGGGACGAGCGCGGGCGCGCCGCCGCCUACUCGCCGUCCGAGGCGCUGCUCUAUGCGCUCGUGCACGACCACCAGGCGUACGCGCACUACCUGCUGGCCACGUUCCCGCGGCGCGCGCUGGCUCCGCCCAGCGCCGGCUUCCGCUGCUGCGCCGCGCCCGGGCCGCACGUGGCGCUGGCCGUGCGCUACAACCGCGUGGGCAUCCUGCGCCGCAUCCUGCGCACCGUGCGCGACUUCCCGGCUGAGGAGCGCACGCGCUUGCUCGACCGGCGCGGCUGCAGCCGCGUGGAGGGAGGCGGCACGUCGCUUCAUGUGGCCUGCGAGCUGGCACGCCCCGAGUGCCUCUUCCUGCUGCUCGGUCACGGCGCUUCGCCCAGCCUGCGCGACGGCGGUGGCCUCACGCCACUGGAGCUGCUGCUGCGCCAGCUGGGCCGCGACGCCGGGGCCACCCCUGCCGCCGGGGCACCUGCGCCCGGGGAGCCUCGCCAGCGCCGCCUGCUGCUGCUCGACCUGCUGGCGCUGUACACGCCUGCCGAUGCCGCCGGCCCGGCCCGCCGCGAACUGCUGGGCGACCGGCCGCGCUGGCAGCGGCUCCUGGGCGAGGACAAGUUCCAGUGGCUGGCGGGCCUGGCGCCGCCGUCGCUCUUCGCUCGCGCCAUGCAGGUGCUGGUCACCGCCAUCUCCCCCGGCCGCUUCCCCGAGGCCCUGGACGAGCUGCCGCUGCCACCCUUCCUGCAGCCACUGGACCUCACGGGCAAGGGCUAGACCACGGGGCCACCCUGGGCACUGGAUUUUUGGAGAAUACUAUUUUUCAGAGCAUUGUACCCGGCACUUUACAUAUAUGGUUCUCUGUA
Molecule: messenger RNA, 1363 nt
Organism: Camelus dromedarius (Arabian camel)
Lineage: Eukaryota; Metazoa; Chordata; Mammalia; Artiodactyla; Camelidae
Gene: ANKRD9
Product: ankyrin repeat domain 9
Exons: 3
Coding region: 330-1274 (314 amino acids)
Molecular function (GO): protein binding
Source: RefSeq, a predicted model, not a curated record